AUGUCUCAUCCAUGUUCAUCAUAUCGUUGGCAAGGUGAUUAUGUGAGCUGGGAGGAGUUGCAACUGCUUCCGGACGACCCAUGGCUGGCCAACACACGGCGGCAGCUUACGGAGCAUUGGCCGAAGAUCACCAUGACCUCGGAGGAAAAGAUGAAGACUACGGCACUUCUGUUGCUUUGGCUUUCCAAAGCGAACAUUGCUGGGGAUGUGGCCGAAGCAGGAGUCUGGAGAGGAGGUCAUGCCCUAUUUAUGAAAUUUGCAGCAGAUCACCUCAGCUACAGAUUCUCCAAAAGGUCUCGGCGAGUUUGGCUGUUGGACAGCUUCCAUGGAUUCGGCUAUGAAAACACAGGGGUUGACGAGGUGUUCAAUAGAGUCAACAACAGUGCGGAUGGAUGGCUGCCGGUCAUCGCUCUUUUCCGGGGUUUAAAUAUGCUGGACUCUCGUGUCAUCUUUCUCAGAGGCUUCUAUGAGGAUUCCCUUCCGCUGGUGCCCAAUUUCAUUCGCUUUGCGCUUUUGCGAGUUGAUUGUGACAUGUACUCCAGUAUCGUACAAGCUCGGCGACGGGGGCCCAGAAGCAUGCGGAAAACCCCAAACGAGGAGAAUGUGGGCGACGUGUGGUGGCAAAAGACUAUGGAAAGCAAUGUCGCCAAAAGCAGUUUUUGCUUGGAACAAGCCAACAUGAAGGUUCGCGCAGCAGACACCUGGUGCACCGACGAUUGCCAUCCAGCAUGCUGCAUUUGA
Cladocopium goreaui is the source of this 741-nucleotide messenger RNA. The record is from the annotation of a GenBank genome assembly. NCBI's taxonomy places the organism in Eukaryota, Dinophyceae, Suessiales, Symbiodiniaceae.